Erinaceus europaeus (western European hedgehog) is the source of this 1206-nucleotide messenger RNA. RefSeq names its product DTW domain containing 1 (gene DTWD1). Gene Ontology annotation, cellular component: nucleus. Gene Ontology annotation, molecular function: tRNA-uridine aminocarboxypropyltransferase activity. NCBI's taxonomy places the organism in Eukaryota, Metazoa, Chordata, Mammalia, Eulipotyphla, Erinaceidae. The record is from RefSeq and is a predicted model, not a curated record. Gene Ontology annotation, biological process: tRNA modification. The coding region runs from base 147 to 1079 and encodes 310 amino acids. The transcript is spliced from 5 exons.
GCAACGGCCCUGGCAACGGCUGGGCUCCUCCCUCCAGUGUGACUUCGGAAAGUGUUCCGCCACCGCGGUGCUUCGAGCCGGUGUGCCGGGGGCUCGGGGCGGAGCGGAAGACGCGUGGAGCAGUGAGAGGACGCCUGGCCGUGCAGAUGAUGUUCAACACUGGCUAUAAUGAGGAAAUGUCUGUCAGUCCAUCCACAUUUCACAAAGAAAUGGAGGAAAAUAAUUCAAAAUCCAUGGAAAUCCAGGAGUCACAAACUACUUCCAUAGUUUCAGAAGAUCCUCUUCAAAACUUAUGCUUAGCAUCUCAAGAAGUUCUUCAGAAAGCUCAGCAGAGUGGGAGAUCGAAAUGUCUGAAGUGUGGUGGCUCAAGAAUGUUCUACUGCUAUACAUGCUAUGUCCCAGUUGAAAAUGUACCGGUUGAACAGAUGCCGCUCGUGAAGCUUCCAUUAAAGAUUGAUAUCAUUAAACACCCAAAUGAAACUGAUGGCAAAAGCACUGCUGUACAUGCAAAACUCUUGGCACCCGAAUUUGUAAAUAUUUACACAUAUCCUUGUUUUCCAGGAUAUGAAGAAGAGAACCACGAAGUUGCACUUGUUUUCCCUGGACCAAAGUCUGUCUCAGUAAAAGAUGUUGCUUUUCAUCUACAAAAAAGGGUCCAAAGUAAUUUUAGAGGCAAAAACGAUGACCCUGACAAGCCAUCUGUUAAGCGCAAAAAAACAGAACAGGAUGUGAGUGAUAGCAAGUGCAAAGACACAACACUGAAGAAAAUUAUAUUUAUAGACAGUACUUGGAAUCAAACAAACAAAAUAUUUACUGAUGAGAGACUUCAAGGUCUAUUACAAGUUGAAUUGAAAACAAGGAAAACUUGUUUUUGGCGUCAUCAAAAAGGAAAGCCAGAUACCUUUCUUUCCACAAUUGAAGCCAUUUACUACUUUCUGGUAGACUACCAUACUGAUAUCUUAAAAGAGAAAUACAAAGGACAAUAUGACAAUCUUUUAUUUUUCUACUCUUUUAUGCACCGGUUAAUAAAGGACGCUAAAAACUCUGAAGACAGGGAAGGAAGAAAACUUAUCCACUAGCUUUUAAGAUACUACUUACAUCUUUUUAUUUUGCUAAAAUAAACAAAUUUAUCAUUGUGCUUUAUUCUUGGAAAAUAUCUAUGUAUGUCACUAAGACCACUUGAUAAAUUCAGUUUUAUUCAUUUUA